Molecule: messenger RNA, 1698 nt
Organism: Fonsecaea multimorphosa CBS 102226
Lineage: Eukaryota; Fungi; Ascomycota; Eurotiomycetes; Chaetothyriales; Herpotrichiellaceae
Exons: 3
Coding region: 1-1698 (565 amino acids)
Source: RefSeq, a predicted model, not a curated record
AUGCUGUCGUUCACCACUACUUCAAUUGCAGCGAUUACGCUUCUGUGCCCUCUUGUUCGCACACAGGCUACCCUUCCCCAGGUUGAUCUCGGAUACGAAAUCCACCGGGCGAUCGGCUUCAACCAAACCGGACAAACGUACAACUUCUCAAACAUACGUUAUGCCCAACCUCCAAUAGGGGACCUCCGUUUUGCCGCUCCUGUUCCGCCUACAGGCAGAAAUAAUGUCGUGCAGAACGGCAGUGUCGACAGAAUCUGUCCACAAGCUCUCCCUGCAUGGUAUCCAAUUUCCGCCGAGUUCGUCCAAGAUCUUAUAGCAGGGAACGCAUCAUCUUUCAACCUCACUCAAGCCGAAGAGCAACUUCAAAUUGCCCUACAAAACGCCAAACCAGCCCCGCCAGAUCCAAGAACCACCGAAGAUUGCUUGUUCUUGGAUGUGAUCGUUCCCAAAAAGGUCUUUGACGGUUCGAAGAGUCGCAUCAGGAGACGUCAAAAUUCAGGUGCGGCGGUGGUAGUCUGGAUCUAUGGCGGCGGGUAUACCCUAGGUUCCAAAGAAGGAUCCGGUAACCCUAGUGGUCUUAUCAAAGCCAGUCAGGCCAAUGGAGGGGAGGGCAUCAUCUUUGUGGCUAUGAACUACCGCCUGGGAGCGAUGGGUUGGCUUGCUGGGCCUACCUUGCAGGCUGCUGGAGGGGUUUCCAAUGCCGGCCUUUACGAUCAGCGUUUGGCUCUGGAAUGGGUCCAGAAGUACAUCCAUCUGUUCGGUGGCGACCCAAAUCGGGUCACCGUCAUGGGUGAGUCGGCGGGAGGAGGUUCAGUGGUCCACCAGAUCACCGCCUAUGGGGGCCAGAAGGGUGUUCCCUUCCAGCAAGCUAUUCCGCAGUCACCUGGCUAUCUCCCUAUGCCGUCGUAUUUUGUCCAGGAAAACAUCACCCAGACGUUUCUGUCGCUGCUCAAUGUCAGCACAAUCCAGGAAGCCAGACAAGUGUCCUCCGCUGCUAUCAUCAAAGCCAAUGCACUUCAAGUGGGAGCGUCCAACUAUGGAGGUUUCACGUACGGACCAGCCGUUGACGGGGUAUUUGUGCCGGCGCUACCUGGUACGCUUCUUAAUGCAGGGCAAUUCGCAAAGAACGUGAGCGUCAUGGUGUCUCAUAUGCUCAGCGAAGGACCAGCUUUCACGCCACCAAAUGUACGAACAGAUGAUCAGCUGGAAGAUUUGAUAGUCACGCUCAAUCCCGAGACACCUGCUCCGGCGGUGAACACCAUUGUGAAAACACUUUAUCCGGCCAUCUACAACGGAAGCCAGCCUUACACAUCUCCCAUCGAGCGAACAAUCCUGUUCGUCACCGAGUCAUCCUUCACCUGCAACGCCUAUUACCUCAAUAAAGCUUACGGCAACAAAACUUAUGCCUAUCAAUUCGCUGUUCCGCCAGGCUUCCAUGGAUAUGACGUGCAAUACACGUUUUACAAUGGUCAGCCCACCAACCUGACACAGGAUAUGGUCGCGCCUGUCGCCAAAACACUUCAAGCCUACCUCACUAACUUCAUCAUGACGGGUAAUCCCAACGGACAGGGACUGCCACCAUUCCCAAUGCAGGGCACCAAUGCCAGCAUGAACUCGAUUUCCACGACGGUCACACGUGUCAAAGAUGAUACUUCGAAUCAGAGGUGUGCAUGGUGGGAGAAAUCAUUGUUUACUUGA